AUGCGGGCUGCUACUGUUGUCGAGUAUAACAAGCCCCUCCAGAUCCUAAACAUACCUAUUCCGACUCCUUCGCAAGACCAGAUUCUCGUCAAGGUUACAGCCUGUUCUCUGUGCAACUCGGACCUGGCGGGCUGGCUGGGUGUCGUGGGCGCUGUGGCACCGUAUUGUCCAGGCCAUGAACCGGUUGGAGUCAUAGAGUCAGUCGGCAGCGCCGUGCGCGGAUUCAAAAAAGGAGACAGAGCAGGUUUUAUGCCAUCGUCGUUUACCUGCAAGGAUUGCAACGAGUGUCAAACUGGAAACCAUCGCUUCUGUAACAAGAAGACCUCUGUUGGGUUUCAAGGACCUUAUGGCGGGUUCAGUCAGUACGCCGUGGCGGAUCCUUUGUCGACAGUGAAGAUUCCCGAUGCAUUAUCGGAUGAGGUUACUGCUCCCCUUCUUUGUGCUGGAGUGACAGCUUAUGGCGCCCUGAGGAAAGUUCCUCCUGGAGUGCAAAGUGUCAAUGUGAUUGGCUGCGGAGGCGUCGGACAUCUGGUUAUACAGUAUGCCAAAGCCUUGGGAUACUACGUUCGAGGAUUCGACGUCAACGAUAAAAAGCUCGGGCUGGCAGCACGAUCUGGCGCCGACGAGACUUUUUACUCGACAGAUGCCACUCAUGCUGAUCAGGCGUCUGCGACGAUUGUGGCUACCGGUGCGGUAGCAGCAUAUAAAGCUGCUUUUGCAGUUACUGCGAACCAUGGUCGGAUCAUCGCGAUUGGUGUUCCCAAGGGUGAGAUUCCCGUGAGUCUACUGGACAUGGUGAAGCGUGACUUGUCACUGGUGGCUACGAAUCAAGGCUCCAAAGAAGAGUUGGAAGAAGCGCUCGAGAUUGCGGUGCAGCACCAAAUCGCCCCAGAAUAUGAAAUCCGGCAGCUGGAUCAGUUGAACGAUGGGUUUCAGGAAAUGAUGAAGGGCGAGAGUCAUGGGAGGUUGGUGUACCGGUUGUGGUAA
Molecule: messenger RNA, 987 nt
Organism: Aspergillus wentii DTO 134E9
Lineage: Eukaryota; Fungi; Ascomycota; Eurotiomycetes; Eurotiales; Aspergillaceae
Product: alcohol dehydrogenase catalytic domain-containing protein
Exons: 6
Coding region: 1-987 (328 amino acids)
Molecular function (GO): oxidoreductase activity; zinc ion binding
Source: RefSeq, a predicted model, not a curated record